Lottia gigantea (owl limpet) is the source of this 1648-nucleotide messenger RNA. RefSeq lists its product as hypothetical. Lineage: Eukaryota; Metazoa; Mollusca; Gastropoda; Lottiidae. The record is from RefSeq and is a predicted model, not a curated record. The transcript has 8 exons. Bases 99 to 1199 code for a protein of 366 amino acids.
CUAAAACUACCCAAGCACCUAUGUUGUGAAUUCAUUUGACUAUUUUUCCAUAUUUUUACGUUUAACUCUAAACUUUUUCAGUUAAUUCUUUCAAAUUCAUGAUGGAAAUUAUGGAGGUAAUGUCUAUUCAUGUAGCAUUGCCUGUAAUUGGGGUUUUGAUUUGUGCUUUUCUUGUUUUUGCGUUUGGAUUUCGAUCCCCAGUCCAACCUCCCAGUUUUCAUUUCUCAGAAGAUAAGAAAAACCAGAAGAAAACUAAAAAAACUAAGGGUAAAGGACAGACCAAUGGUCAUGUUGUUCAGGUAAAAGAAGAAACACCUAAAACAUUGACACCGAAAUCUUCACGACAAAACACCAGUAAUAAACCCAAAUCACCAACUAAUGAGAAAAAGAACAAGAAAUCAGAGAAAUCUAGUAGAACUGUAAGUGAGAAACUAAAACUAAAACAAGAGGAAGUUAUACAAGAUGAUAUGGGAUGGAGUGUGGCUAUAUCCAAGAAGAAAGAUAAAAUAAGAAGUAAGAGAGAAGAAAGAGAGAAAGAAUCAGAAGGGGAGAAUAAACUGACUCUUGAAGAUAUUGGAUUUGAUUCUAAACCAGAAGAUAUACCAGCCGAGGUUCCAACUGCUCAACAAGAAACUCCCCAGGAACAGAGAACAUCCAAGAAAAAGAGACAAUCCAAGAAAUCAGAAGGUGAGACAGUAGCUGAGGAACCACCUGUAGAAGAUGUUGUCCCUACCCCACCAGAACCUACCCCAGACCAACCUGAGGUUAAAACAGAUGAUAAACCUGCCCCAGCACCAGCUAGUAAAAAAUCUAAAAAUAAAUCUGAAAAUAAGGAAGAAGAGAAGACUGAUAUAAAACCUGCUCAAGAGCCUGCACCUAAUAAAAAUACUAAGAAAAGUAAAAGUAAAAAAUUGAGCCCAGAUGCAGAGGAAUUUCAACCUAUGGUGUAUGAAAAUAAACCGAAAACACAGGCCAGUCCUAAAAAGCCUCGAAAUAAAAAUAGUUCCAACACUCAAGAGUCAGAAGAAGUGAGUAAAGAUGAAGAGAUAAAAGAAGUCAUUAAACCAGUUGUAAAAGAAAUAGAAGAAAAAAUAGUUGAACCUGUUGAAAAUAUAAUAAAAGAAGAAAAAAAUAAAUUAGAAGCCACUUGGCAAGAUGCUCCUAAAACUAAGAAGAAAAAAGCUCGAAGAGAAAAUUAGAAGUAUUUUUAUAUUUUAUGCAAAUAGAUAUAAACUAUUCCAUUAUUCUUGUCAUUGAAUCAAUCAUGAAUUCUAUCACCAUAACUUACAGUUGAUAUUUGAUAUUAGUUUAUUGAAGAAAGGGUAUUAUGUAAUAAGGCUGGGUGAUAAUUAAGAAUCUGUAUCAUAAGUUUUAUUGGUCUAGUGAAAGUAUUUUGUAAUAAGUCUAGGUGAUAUACAAAUAUCAGGAUAAAAUACUAAUUAUAUUAUUAUUAUUAGUUAUUGUAUCUUCAAUAAAUAUAUAAAUACCAAUCAAUGAUUAAUUCACUCCUAUAUACCCUUUAUCUUAUCUCUUAAUUAACAGAUGUCGUCCAGUAAAGGAUAUGAAAGCUAAUGUUAAUUGGAUAUUUCAGAAUAUUGCGUAAUGUAUGAUUUGAGAUUUGAAAAUAUAUAAAAAAUCACUGUAUUUU